Molecule: messenger RNA, 1530 nt
Organism: Melospiza melodia melodia
Lineage: Eukaryota; Metazoa; Chordata; Aves; Passeriformes; Passerellidae
Gene: ALKBH2
Product: alkB homolog 2, alpha-ketoglutarate dependent dioxygenase
Exons: 3
Coding region: 53-802 (249 amino acids)
Biological process (GO): DNA repair; DNA alkylation repair
Molecular function (GO): cytosine C-5 DNA demethylase activity; ferrous iron binding
Source: RefSeq, a predicted model, not a curated record
GCGGCUCCCGUUCCUUCCCUCCCGGCCAUCGCUCCCGGUGCCGGGUCCGCCCAUGGACGCGUUCGUGGUCAAACUGCCCCGCGGGCCGGCGGGGGAUGGCGGCGGUAGCGGCGGGAAGAGGCCGCGGCUGGAGGAGCCUGGCCCGGAGCGGCCGCCGCCGCGGGAGAUCCGCGCCGAGGGGCUCAGCUGUGAUUACCGCAUCCUCUUCGGCAAGGCCGAGGCGGACGAGAUCUUCCAGGAGCUGGAGAAGGAGGUGGAGUAUUUCGAAGAUGAGAUGACAAAGCUGCAGGUGUUUGGCACGUGGCACAAGAUUCCCAGGAAGAAGGUGACCUAUGGAGACCCUGGCCUGUCCUACACCUACUCGGGGGUCACGUUCCACCCCAAGCCCUGGAUCCCGGUGCUGACCCGGAUCCGGGAGCGCGUCACCUCAGAGACGGGACACGCCUUCAACUUCGUCCUCAUCAACAGGUACAAGGACGGCCUGGACCACAUCGGGGAGCACCGUGACGACGAGAAGGAGCUGGUUCCCCUCAGCCCCAUCGCCUCGGUGUCCUUCGGAGCCUGCCGGGAUUUCGUGUUCCGGCGCCGGGGAGGAGCUGCGGGCCCGGGGAGGAUCUGCCUGCAGCUGGCCCACGGCAGCCUGCUCCUCAUGAAACACCCCACCAACGUGCACUGGUACCACAGCCUGCCCCCACGCAGGAGGGUGCUGGCCCCCCGCGUCAACCUCACCUUCAGGAACGUCCUGCCCGUGUCCCAGAGGGGAAGCGCUCAGCCACGGGGGCCUUUGGGCUCUGGGAAGUGAAUUUAGUUCCUGCUGGAACUGUGGAUGCGCCUGCUGUGAAGUUUCAGUUCCUGCUGGAGUUGUGGAGUCAUCUGUUCCAGCAGGUGAAUUCUGGAUUCACCUCCUGGUCCAUCACCUAAUGGACAAAAUUUGCUGCUGAAGCCUGUGACCACCAAUCUCAAUGGCAAGGUUGCUUCUGGGAAUGUUGCUCUGGUCCUGCUGAUCCCUGUUUUUGCUGAUUGUUCCCCUUGUUUUGCUUGGGGAGAAGUUUGUUCUCAGCUGAUCUUUAGCUAGGCAGUGUUCCAAGAUGAAAAUGCUCCAUAGCUCUGAAAAGUGAGGUUUUAGUUCCUGCUGGAACUGUGGAUUCAUCUAUUCCAGCAGGUGAAUUCUUGAUUCACCUAAUGGACAAAAUUUAAUAAUUUUGCUGCUGAAGCCUGUGACCAUGAUCUCAAUGGCCGAGUUUUUUACUCUGGGAAAUGUUGCUGUGGUCCUGCUGAUCCCUGUUUUUGCUGAUUGCUCUCCUUGUUUUGCUCGGGGAGAAGUUUGUUCUCAGCUGAUCUUUAGCUAAGCACUGUUCCAAGAAGAUGAAAAUGCUCCAUGGCCUGGAGGCAGCAGUUUGUAAACACUGUGAGCCACAAGCUGAGAUUGUGUAAAGCUGAUAUUCUACUGGUGGCACUUUCUGUCAAUGAGCUCUGGUUUGCUUGGGGUUUUUUAAAUUAAAAUAAAGCAAAAUGAGCCUGACAUAAGAA